UAAAAAUGGCAAUAAGGUUCAUCUUUGCGAUCCUAGCACUUCUGAUAGUGUCAGUCUGAGCUGAAGAGGCAGACCCGACCACAGAGCAAACGGGGAAUACUACUGAAUCUAAUGAAGACCUUGAAAAAGAGACAGAAGAGAUAGUCAGAGGGAUCAUGGAUGCAUUUCAAGGUAGUAUAAUGGGUUCAUUGGCUGAUGAGAUCGAUGAAGACGGGGAAAAAGUUAUAGUACAGCAAGAAGAAAAAAUUGUAGACGCGAAUGGAAAUGUUAAAAUUAAGCAAAGAACUCUUCAAAAUCCUUCAAAAGAAGAACUUGAAACAAAGACUUUAGAAGAGUUGGAAGACGACGAAGAUGAUCCUACUAUAACUACAAUACAAACAAUAAGGCUUAACCUUAACGACAACGACUUGUCUCAUCAUACUUUCUCCACUUUCGGAUUAACCGAUCCUAAAGAUGUGAGCAAUACUUGGCUUGGCCAAGACCAAACAGUCACGGGAUAUGUUAAAUCUUUCUUCUGGUUCUUAAUAAAAGUACUAACAAUACUAGCAAUUGGGCUGGCAAUUUUUAAACUCUUCAGACUAGAAAACAAACUGAAAAACUUUGGCUUCAGAAAGUCAAAGAGAUACGAUCAAGAAGACGGCUUGCACUAUUCAGAUGAAGACGAGCAUGAUGAAGAGGAGUUAUCCAAUAUUAGAAAUGCAGUUAAAAGAGGUGAGAAAGCUAAGAAUAAGUAAGAGCAGUUGGACAAAUCUGCCAUUUUGCAGAAUCAUAAUUGAAAUAACCUGAAUUAG
Messenger RNA from Moneuplotes crassus, 791 nucleotides. Lineage: Eukaryota; Ciliophora; Spirotrichea; Euplotida; Euplotidae. The record is from the annotation of a GenBank genome assembly.